ACGAGAUCCGUGGUCUGUGCCUCAAAUCCCGGGAGAUCUUCCUGAGCCAGCCCAUUCUGCUGGAGCUGGAGGCGCCCCUCAAGAUCUGCGGUGACAUCCACGGCCAGUACUACGACCUGCUGCGGCUGUUCGAGUACGGCGGCUUCCCCCCGGAGAGCAACUACCUGUUCCUGGGUGACUACGUGGACCGCGGCAAGCAGUCCCUGGAAACCAUCUGCCUGCUGCUGGCCUACAAGAUCAAGUACCCCGAGAACUUCUUCCUGCUGCGCGGGAACCACGAGUGCGCCAGCAUCAACCGCAUCUACGGCUUCUACGACGAGUGCAAGAGACGCUACAACAUCAAGCUGUGGAAGACGUUCACCGACUGCUUCAACUGCCUGCCCAUCGCGGCCAUUGUGGACGAGAAGAUAUUCUGCUGCCAUGGCGGCCUCUCCCCCGACCUGCAGUCCAUGGAGCAGAUCCGGCGCAUCAUGCGGCCCACGGACGUGCCCGACCAGGGCCUGCUGUGUGACCUGCUGUGGUCUGACCCCGACAAGGACGUGCAGGGCUGGGGCGAGAACGACCGCGGCGUCUCCUUCACCUUCGGCGCGGAGGUGGUGGCCAAGUUCCUGCACAAGCAUGACCUGGACCUCAUCUGCCGGGCGCACCAGGUGGUGGAGGACGGCUAUGAGUUCUUUGCCAAGCGGCAGCUGGUGACACUUUUCUCAGCCCCCAACUACUGUGGCGAGUUCGACAACGCCGGAGCCAUGAUGAGCGUGGACGAGACCCUCAUGUGCUCCUUCCAGAUCCUUAAGCCGGCCGACAAGAACAAGGGCAAGUACGGGCAGUUCAGUGGCCUGAACCCUGGAGGCCGACCCAUCACCCCACCCCGCAACUCUGCCAAAGCCAAGAAAUAGCCCCCGCGUGCGGCCCCCUGCCCAGACAGGGGCUGACUGCACAGGAACCAUGCUGCCACGGCCGUGCCGCCUCGGCCGCCACCACGGGGACACGGGCCUCGGUGGAUCUGUUUUUUAAUGAAUCACUAGCAGCACCCACCCCCCAGGCUCCCUCCAGCCUGCACCUGCGCGGCUGCAAGCAGGAUCCUGGGGCCAAGGCUGCAGCUCAGGGCGACGGCGGCCAGACUGGGUCUCGUCUCGUGCGGCCGCAGGGCUGGCAGCCGGGUCCCAGGGCAGCCCGUCUGGUCUCCUGAAUAAAGGUCAAAGCUGGAUUCUG
Molecule: messenger RNA, 1212 nt
Organism: Oryctolagus cuniculus (rabbit)
Lineage: Eukaryota; Metazoa; Chordata; Mammalia; Lagomorpha; Leporidae
Gene: PPP1CA
Product: protein phosphatase 1 catalytic subunit alpha
Cellular component (GO): cytoplasm; nucleus
Molecular function (GO): protein serine/threonine phosphatase activity
Source: RefSeq, marked provisional